Molecule: messenger RNA, 1401 nt
Organism: Diorhabda carinulata
Lineage: Eukaryota; Metazoa; Arthropoda; Insecta; Coleoptera; Chrysomelidae
Product: alpha-methylacyl-CoA racemase
Exons: 5
Coding region: 126-1265 (379 amino acids)
Biological process (GO): bile acid metabolic process
Cellular component (GO): mitochondrion
Molecular function (GO): alpha-methylacyl-CoA racemase activity
Source: RefSeq, a predicted model, not a curated record
AGAUAACCAUAAUAUCCCUAAAAAUGAAUAUUUGUAUCUCAAAUUAUAAUUCAAAGUCCCAUUGAAUAAGUGUGUGAAUCUGUUGAAUGCUUGUGUAGUGUAGUUAUAUUAAAAUAUUUUUAAAUAUGGCUUUAAAGGGUUUAAACGUGCUAGAAUUUUCCGGGUUAUUACCAGUUCCUUAUUGCGGAAUGGUACUUGCAGAAUUUGGGGCAUCUGUAAUCCGUUUAGAUAAGAUUGGAUCAAAUACAAAUUUAGAUUGUUUAGGAAACGGUAAAAAAUCGAUAAGUGUUAACAUUAAACAUCCUGAAGGUUAUAAAGUGAUUAAAUCGUUAUCUCAACAAGUCGAUAUCCUUAUAGAACCUUUUCGAAAAGGCGUCAUGGAGAAACUAGGUUUAGGACCGGAUGUAUUAAUGAAAGACAAUCCUAAAUUAAUUUAUGCAAGAUUAACAGGUUAUGGUCAAACGGGUGAUUUUAGUAAAAAUGCCGGUCAUGAUAUAAAUUACGUCGCACUUUCUGGUUUACUUUCUUUAUUUGGAAGGUAUGGAGACAAUCCAUUACCUCCUGUAAACGUUUUAGCCGAUAUUGGAGGUGGAGGUAUAGCUUGUACCUUAGGGAUACUUCUAGCUCUAAUAGAAAGAAGUAAAUCUGGUAAAGGGCAAAUAGUUGAUUCUAAUAUGGUAGAAGGUACAGCGUAUUUGGGUACUUGGUUAUAUAGGGGAAAAAAUACUCUACCAAUAUGGGGACAAGAACGAGGAAAAAACGUUCUAGAUAGCGGUACUCAUUUUUACGAAGUAUACAAGACGAAAGAUGGAAAAUAUAUGUCAGUCGGUGCAUUAGAACCCCAAUUUUAUGAUCAACUUAUUGCUGGGUUGGGUUUGAAUAUCGAAGAAACUCCUCAAUACGGAGAUUUUGAUAAAAUGAAAAAAAUAUUUAAACGAAAAUUCUCUGAAAAAACUCGAGACGAAUGGUGCGCAAUAUUCGAUUCCACUGACGCUUGUGUAGCUCCGGUUCUAACAUUAGAAGAAGCGCCACAGCAUCCCCAUAACGUACAACAAAAAACAUUUACUAAAACCAAAGAUUUUUACAGUCCCAAUCCUCACCCGAAAUUAAACAGAACUCCGGGGGUAUCUUUGUCUAAUGAACCCUUACCUCAAAUUGGGCAACACACCAAAGAGAUUCUAAUUAAUUUGGGUUAUUCUAGUGAGAAAAUCAAGGAAUUAGAAAACGAGGGAGUCGUCAAAUGUAAUAAACAUUCGAAAUUGUAAACAUAUUUUUUGAAUCACCCCUUAUAUAUCUUAUGUAAAUGAGGUUAAAGGGAUUGAAACAAGUAAAAAAAACAAAUAGCUACUAUUUUUAUAUAUGUUUUUAUUAUACAGUGGUUAAAAUAUAUUAUAACAGUUU